Messenger RNA from Geosmithia morbida, 1002 nucleotides. RefSeq names its product Thermolysin metallopeptidase, catalytic domain. The record is from RefSeq and is a predicted model, not a curated record. The transcript has a single exon. Bases 1 to 1002 code for a protein of 333 amino acids. NCBI's taxonomy places the organism in Eukaryota, Fungi, Ascomycota, Sordariomycetes, Hypocreales, Bionectriaceae.
AUGGAACCCCCAUCGACAUCGGCCGACACUCUGACCCUCCACGAGAUCCAGCUUCGACACAAACUGUCCCCGGCCACCAUCCGCACCCUCUCCUCCAUCCCGAGCAAGCCCGACAGACGCACCGUCCUCGAGACAGCCUGCCACGCGACGGAAACCCGCUCAUUCUCCAUCAAGCAGGUCGAGCGCGCCUUCUUCCGCCACAUCAACGAGAACACACAGAUCCCGUACCUCGUGCGCCGCGAGGCCGUCACUCAGCCCUGGCACAAGGUCUUCCUCCUGGUUCAGGUUGAUCUUCUGGGGAGUACUGGGUGGCCGAACAGGCUCACGGCUUCGGCGCGCAAGGAGCUGCUCCAGGAGCGUGGGCGGAUCUAUGCCGUCGUUGAUCGCGUGCUGCGCUGUAUCGUCGAUAUCCUCGGCCAGCGGCUCGACGGGCGCGGGGUCGGCGUGGCGCUCGAUGUGCUGCGCAGUGUCAGGGCCGGCGUGUGGGACGGGAGGGGCAUGGAGCUCGUGCAGGUGGACGGUAUAGGACGGGUCAAGAUGGAGAGGCUCGUCGCAGCAGGGGUGCGCACAGUCAGGCAGCUUUCCAACCUCGAGUUUUACCACAUCGAGCGGCUUCUCACCCGCAACCCGCCGUUUGGACAGACGGUUCUCCGUCAGCUGGCCGGUUUCCCGCUCCUACGUCUGAAAGUCGACGUCGUGAGGAUGCUUGGCGCGGCUGCUGAUGAUCAGACGGAAGGCAGCCCAUUAUGGAUUGCCCGCAUCGUCAUCGGCUACGAGAAUGAAGACCCCCCCCAGUGGAGGAAGAGGUAUCCCUGGACCACGCUCGUCGUCGAGGGCCAGGACGGCCGCUUGGUGUGGUUCUGGCGGGGUAGUGUCAGGAGGCUGGAGGGUGGUAAGGAGAUGGUCGUCAGAUGGGCGGGACGGCGCGGGGAGAAGCUCAAUGCGACAUUUGCCUGUGAAGAGCUGGUGGGUACAUCAGUUAGCCAGGAGGUUCUUCUCUGA